ACACCCCCUGCUGCUCGCUCGAUCGCGCGCGCGCUACCCAUGCAUCGCAUCUUGGUGAAGACCUGAUCAGAAAGGUGCAGUACUGUAUCUUAAGCCGCAAGCGACCACCGAUCGAGCAGCAGGAUCCAGCGCGCGUAUAAAACCGCGCCAUUGGAUCGCUCGAGUUCUUGGAUCGUGAGCUUGCGUCGCACACUGCGACGACCGACGCCAACCACGGCAGCACCACCACUUCCACUGACCGAACCGCUCGAGAUCAAGAUGCCUCCCGCUCCCAACGGCGGCGAGGCGGUGACGCCGCCCAGCAAGCCGCAGAGCCCGCUCCGCAUCACGCACGACGGCGAGUUCUACGCGCGGCUGCUCACUAGGGAGAGCUCGCUCGGGAUCCCGUCCUUCCGCUACUACGGCGCGGGAUCCGGCGCCGUGCCAUUCGUCUGGGAGUUGCAGCCAGGCACGCCCAAGGACGCCUACUCCUCCGGGAUGCUGGCGACCGGCGCCGUCGCCCCGGUCAUCACCCCGCCGCCCUCCUACCACCUACGCGGCGCGCCGCACGGCCACAGCGCCCGGCGCCACGGCAAGGCCGGUCGAAGCGGCGGCGGCGGCAGGAGCAAGUACUGCGGCUACAAGCUCAGCAAGUGGAUCAAGAUCGGCUUCAUCGCCACCGUCUUCCGCCGCCUCGCCUUCGGCAAGUCCAGGUCUUUAUCGUCGGCGGCGUCAGUGAAGUCCUCGUCAUCCACCCGCUGGCUCUUCUCCGGCUCCAACGUGGCCGAAGCCCGCGACCAGGAGUACUGCUACGAGCCUGCGGCGCCGACGAAGGGAAUGCUGUGCCUCGGCGUCAGGCCAAGCCCGUGGGUGCAGUUCUGGGGCGGCGGCCGGAGGGAGCCGGCCGGCUGGGUGCACGGCUAGCGCCCGUAGUCUGUCUGUCCGGCCGCCGGCCAGUCGCUGUCAAGCGUAGCACAUGUGUGCACCGCCCGGUCCUUGUCCAUGCAUGCAGUUGUUGGUUGGGCCGCCCUACUUAAAGUGAUCUAUAGGAUCUAAUUGUUCGUGCAUAUGGAUGUUCCUGUUCGAUCCAGUGUCUGUUACUACUGUGUCCUGCGAACAAGAUAAGCUGUUCUGUUCGUUUUGGUUGUGUUCAGCGGUGUCGUGUUGCCAUGACCGGAUAUAUGUACACACGCACCUUGGUGCCUGCUCUU
Molecule: messenger RNA, 1190 nt
Organism: Phragmites australis (common reed)
Lineage: Eukaryota; Viridiplantae; Streptophyta; Magnoliopsida; Poales; Poaceae
Exons: 1
Coding region: 259-903 (214 amino acids)
Source: RefSeq, a predicted model, not a curated record